Molecule: messenger RNA, 1822 nt
Organism: Cotesia glomerata
Lineage: Eukaryota; Metazoa; Arthropoda; Insecta; Hymenoptera; Braconidae
Product: organic solute transporter alpha-like protein 3
Exons: 6
Coding region: 470-1426 (318 amino acids)
Biological process (GO): transport
Molecular function (GO): transporter activity
Source: RefSeq, a predicted model, not a curated record
AUUUAAUAUUUACUGUCCCGCGUUAUCUGCAAUUUAAAUUAAUUACCGCGAACACAAUGACUCCUAAACUUUCAUUGAGAAAUAACAAUUAAAUAACUUCGUUUAUAGUCAGUAGUUAUAUUUAUGCACCGGCACGAGUUCUUAUUCAUAGACGAUAUAUACUUUUUUUUUUUUUAUUAUAUUACUGCAACAAACAACAAACUAUUUUUAAUCUACAUCUCCUUGAUUUUCUAAACUUGACCUUCUUCAAGAUUAUUGGCUAAAAAAAUAGUAAUUAACAAUUACUAUUAAUUAUUUUAUUUAUUGAAAUAUAAAAGUGUAGGUAAAUGUCAUCCAAGGUCAAGAUGGUUUAUCGUAAAUGUUAAUAUUAACAAGGAAAAUAUUGUCAGAUGGGUUACAUGUUACACACUACAUACUCACAUUAUGAUGUACGUUUAUAAACGCAAACGCGAUAUGAUAAACACGUAUUAUGGUAAUCAACUUAUGGAAGAAUGUGAAGUCAGGACUGGGAGCAUUUGGCACUGUGUUCAUCAGCAUCGGGUCGAUCCUGACAAUGGCGACGAUCUCAUUAGCGUCACACGCCUCCUACCGAGUCUUUCUUCAGGCAGAGACCUGGACCUACAAGAAGAACUGCUUUGUGAUACUGUGGCUUUAUCCGAUCGCCAGCUUCUGUAGUCUUCUUGCUCUUUCAUUGCCAAGGACUCAAUUACUCACGGAAGCAGUCACGCAGAUGGCGCUGACGAUAUCCUUCUACCGAGUGUACUUGCUGGUCACCGAAGUCGGGCUCAGGAAGGUCUCGGACCCGGCGAUGGUCCUCAAAGUCGGGCCCUGCUGCUGCUGGCCCUGCCUGCCCUUCCCUAGCCUCCAGUUCAACGACGCCAAUUUGUCCUGGCUGAGGAUUAUCGUCCUCCAGUUCCCCAUUGUCCAGGGAAUGAUAUACAUUAUUUUUUUGAUAAUGCACCUCGAGGACCCCGUUGUUUAUACCUCGUACAACGUUUUCUUCCAACCAUUCUGUUUUGCAAGUAUUCUUAUGGCUCUCUAUGGGAUUAACAUUGCUGCGAUUAGUCUCAAACAGGUGAACCCAGAAGGGAAGCUGCAGUUGAAGGCGCUGCUUACGCAGCUAGUCCUCUUUUUCUCAAAACUCCAGGCUACUGUUAUUAAAUUUCUUCCGGCAACUGGACUGUUCCCCUGCAAUCCUCCAAUAACUCCGCAGAUGUAUGCAAACUUUACCUACAACGCGCUGAUGUUAAUCGAGAUGUUGCUUCUUGGGUACGUCGCAGCCUUCGUCUACAGAGAGGACGUCAGCGCCACUAAAUCAACGACUGUUGACGAGCCAACCCUACAAACAAUUACCACAAUCAAUCUUGGCAGCCAGAUCAACAAGCGGCCGAUCAAUGUUAAUCAGAAUUGCAACCAGCGAGCAUAAAAAGUUUUUACAAAAUUUUUUUCUCCAGAAAAAAAAUUUUAUCAGUUCAAAUAAACCUUUUUUUUGUUAUGUAAGGACAAGAUAAGCAAAGACACGUGGCUCACAUUUUUAUGAUACGGUUCGUAUUAAUCUAACGUGUACUUUGGGUCUUGUCCUUUUCUUUAUGCUACGUAUCGCGUACCUGGUAUUAUAUCUGGUAUGUGGAUGUAGAUGUAAUAUAAUUUAUGUACAUAACAGUUUAUUCUGACUCUGAACCCAUUCGAGGACAGAUAUGUCGAGGUGAAGAUCCGUUGACAUUUAUUCUUUUUUGUGUCACGGUAGUUGUUUUUUUUUUUUUUUUUUUUUUUUUCAUUUAUUCUAAGGUUAAAUUCUGGAAUUUUAGGCUACUGUUUUAUU